GGAGGCUGUUUGUUUUUCAGUGGCAGAGUCAAGAGUAGAUUUUUUUAAAAAUGGAGACGGAUAACCUGGAAAUGCGUCUUCAGGCGCUGGAGAGUCGUAUAUACGGCGAGAGAAGAAACAAAAGUGGAAAACCCGUGAAGUGUGCAGAGUCUUUGGCCAGGAUUCAGGCAGGUCUGACCAACACAGCCAACAAGAGAGAACGAGUAAAGAUCCUGCAUAAGAAGAUUGAGGACCUUCUGAAGUAUCUGGACCCCCAGUUCACCGACCACAUCACCGUACCAGACGCCAUGAAGCUGGAGUUCAUCCUCGCUGAGGAGGACUUUCUGCUUUCCCAGGCUGCUUUGCUGGAACAGGUCAGCAGCCUGCAGCCACUGUUGGACAGCACCCACAUCAGAGAUGUACCAGAACACGCCACCAAGUUGCAGCGCCUGUCACAGAUUCACAUCAAACAGCAGGACCAAACUGAAGCUCAGUCCCAGGAAGUGAAGAAGCUUUUUGAGGAAUACAACAAAAUGAUGUUCCUGCUCUCCAAGCAGUUCACUCAGUGGGACGAAAUCCUGAGGAAGAUGGAGGAGGCCAAGGGCAUCCGGCCUGUGGAGUAGUUGCUGUUAACACACACUUCUGAUGAGGAUGGUGACAAUAAAGAAGACUGCACUUUGGUGGGAGCUUUAGACCAGACAAGUGUUCCACACAUGGUUUGUUCUUCCCCAAGAAUUCAGAACAAAAUGAGACAAAAGGAUUCCAACAUUACACUGUUUUGUUUUUAACUGUUCAUCGAUUCGCCACCAGAAUUUAAUUGAAUCUGGUGAAAUAACUUUGAUAUGAUGUUGGUUUUAGAAUAUUCUCCAUCCCAAACAAAUGAUUUCACUUAAAACACAAUUGUUUCAAAUGAAAAAUCUGGGGGUUUAAUAUAAGUUCAGAUGUUUUGUAAAACUGUAUUUUUUGCAUCAGUGGAGAAAAAUGUAGCCCUCAUAACUAACGAGUCAUUCCUCUGUUAAGCGUACCUGCAUGUGUGGACCUACCAGGUAAACUGGCACUAGGUGAUGUACCACUCACACAGACCCAGUUGUACAGUGAAACUGGAAUGUAAGGAGCGGCAUAAACAUAAAAUGUAGAGGAACUCAGUCGCACAUGAGUCUUCAGUCACCUGAAGGAACUCACUCCCAUCAUGUGAUGUGUGGCUCAGACAGGCGCUAAGAUGCUGUUGUUAUUUAUUUUCAGGCUACAGAGCUUUUUUUAUGCUCGUGUAUUGACUUUGCUUGUAAUGCAUUCCAACACUUCUUUUCUACAGCAAGACUUGUCCUGUCCAUCACUUAUUCACUGACACACAUCCAUAUUUCCAUAUCCUCUUCAAGGCUUUAGUUUUUGCCUUCUGACAAGCUGAGUUGCAGAAACAUAGCUCCACAGUAGCUUCACAUAAAUGUAACAUGCUAUUACUAAUAAAGUGCACUGUGCACAGGUA
Molecule: messenger RNA, 1462 nt
Organism: Toxotes jaculatrix (banded archerfish)
Lineage: Eukaryota; Metazoa; Chordata; Actinopteri; Toxotidae
Gene: dctn3
Product: dynactin 3 (p22)
Exons: 7
Coding region: 51-602 (183 amino acids)
Biological process (GO): cytoskeleton-dependent cytokinesis
Cellular component (GO): dynactin complex
Source: RefSeq, a predicted model, not a curated record